AUGGCUGACGAUAAUGUCACCUGUGAAAAGACGCCGAUUUGGAGGGCGAGACUCAACACCGCGAAGUAUAUCGCUGCGCAUGGCAUGCGUAUGGCCGCCGAAGCGUAUCAGGUGGGUGAGGUCUACUCGCUCGUGUACACCGACGACAUCACCGAACUCGAAAGUGACAAGUAUUACACAGACUACACCUGUCGCACGUUCGUGGUUCUCGGUGUUGACCCUGCAAAGGGUCGCAUCUUUGAGGCU
Messenger RNA from Cylicostephanus goldi, 246 nucleotides. The record is from the annotation of a GenBank genome assembly. Lineage: Eukaryota; Metazoa; Nematoda; Chromadorea; Rhabditida; Strongylidae.